Bombus impatiens (common eastern bumble bee) is the source of this 1744-nucleotide messenger RNA. RefSeq names its product CKLF-like MARVEL transmembrane domain-containing protein 4. The record is from RefSeq and is a predicted model, not a curated record. The coding region runs from base 229 to 771 and encodes 180 amino acids. Gene Ontology annotation, cellular component: membrane. Lineage: Eukaryota; Metazoa; Arthropoda; Insecta; Hymenoptera; Apidae. The transcript is spliced from 5 exons.
CAUUUGUAAUAGUGUGGUUUGUUUCGAAACGUGUUCAGUGUUAUAUCUUCUGUUAUUUAUACAUGCAUUCGGGUGCGGUGGAAAGCAGAUUAACAUCUUUAUUUUGGAUUAUUUUGAGGAUAGAAAAGUUCCAGACUGAGUGCGCUAAAUACGGAAGAUUUGAAAAUAAUUGAGUAUACAGAUCAGUCUGUCAAAUCAGUGAAAUUUUUUUUAACGUGACCUAUUACGAUGGAUCAAGGAUUUCCAGCACAACAUACUACAACGACAACGGUAACGACCACUUCUACCACAACACUAACAAGUAUUCGAUUCGACCCAUCUUACAUAAAAACAUUACCUGGAAUGCUGAAAGUCGCACAGGUGGUCUUAAAUCUUUUAGGUUUCAUAUGCAUUACGGUAACGAGUCAUAGCAAUUUUAGUCGCGGAGCAUGGUUUAACACUGUGGCCAUGGGUGGCUUUUGGUUCACAGGAAUAUUACUCGUUUUCUACUUAUUCCAUAUCGUUGAAAAAUUCUCGAAAAUUCCUUGGCUAAAAAUAGAACUUACAUUUUGCGUACUUUGGACUAUUUUCUAUAUGCUGGCCGCUUCUCUUGCAGCUGGUUAUGCUAAAUAUGUAGAAGCUUUUGGUGCUGCAGCAUUCUUUGGAUUCUGCGCCAUGGUAGCUUACGGUUAUGAUGCCUGGCUCAAGUUCCAUGCCUCAAGAAGCGGUGCCUUAGCGCAAGGACAACAUACACCAAAACAAGUAUCUACGGUAGCGAGUCCUGCGUACUAGUUUCAUCGCAAAAAAUGUGUGACGUUUAGAAGAAUUACACAAAUGGACCAGUUUCAAAACAUAUCUUUGCUUUUAUAGAGGGAGUUUGUUCUCGUAACUCCUAUUCGUGCUUUCGUACGUUCCUCAUUUUAACAGUUGAAUGUGAAAUGCUAACAAAACAAUAACAGACUACAACAGAUUUGAAAUUGACUUCGCUAUCUUUUAUCUACAGAGCGAAUGUAUUCGUUUACGCACGGAAGCACGAUAUUCGAUGAUUUCAUAUUUUUGCGUUACAAGGGAAAGAUAUACAUACUAUUAUAACAUAACGCGUAUUUUUGAAUCUCUUAUAUAUACAUAUACAGUAACUGUACAUUAUUUCGUGAAUUUUUAAAGUCUGUUAAUAUUAAAAGUAAAUAUUUUUAAGAGUUAUUAUAUACAUACACAUAUAUUUGUAUACAUGUACAAGAAAUAUAUGUUUAAUCAGUAUUGUGUUCAUAUUAUAAACGAAUUGUUGAUAUAUUUGUACUCAUUUUAUAUUUAAUUUCAUACGAAUAGCAAUUCCAUCGCAUUCCUGAUUAGAAUGCCAAAUGGACGGAUGGUUACAUUAAUUUAUUUAUGAUUACUCGCGAGAAGAUAAUGUUAGACUGUAUUGUAUAACAAACCAUAUUACAUUUCGUCAUCUACACUUAUUGUUGUGUAUAUUGUAUGAAAAGUCAUAUACCGGUAAAAGUUAGGGAUGAAAGAAUUGCUUAUGUAACUUAUACGCAUGCUUUGAUAAUAUUACGCAGCGUGUUACAUGUAUUUUGUUAUUUUUAUUCGACGAACUCGAUACAGGUACCUACAUUUAUAUAUACACGAUAUAGAAAUACAUACUAACUAAUUCUAAUUACAAAUUUCAAACACAAAGAACACACGAUGACAAUGGUCACGACAAAACUUGUAUUGUAUUACUUGAUCGAUGCUUUACGAAAUAAACGAUUCAAUGUUACUUUAA